Messenger RNA from Olea europaea var. sylvestris, 1625 nucleotides. RefSeq names its product probable LRR receptor-like serine/threonine-protein kinase At3g47570. Bases 20 to 1213 code for a protein of 397 amino acids. NCBI's taxonomy places the organism in Eukaryota, Viridiplantae, Streptophyta, Magnoliopsida, Lamiales, Oleaceae. Gene Ontology annotation, biological process: protein phosphorylation. The record is from RefSeq and is a predicted model, not a curated record. The transcript has 2 exons. Gene Ontology annotation, molecular function: protein kinase activity; ATP binding.
CCCCGUGUCAAUUGUAAAGAUGAAGUAUCUUGAGUAUUUCAAUGUUUCGUUCAAUGAUCUCAGUGGUGAAAUUCCAAAUGGAGGGCCUUUUAAGAACUUUACAUCAGAAUUUUUUAUAAACAAUAGAGAAUUUUGUGGUGCAUCUCAAUUUAAGGUCAAGCCAUGCAAAUCUAAUAGAACUAGAUUAUCUAGCAAGACCACAGUUUUGAAGUACAUUUUACCAUCAAUUGCUGUGGUAUUGUGUCUUGCCAUUAGUGUAGCUUAUUUAAUAAGAUGCCGUAGUAGAAAUACACUUCUUGCAGCUCAGUCUACUUCCCCUAUCACCAUCAAGAGGAUUUCAUAUGAUGAAGUUCUAAACGCUACGAAUAAUUUUGGUGAAGAGAAUCUGAUUGAUAGAGGUAGUAUUGGUUCAGUGUACAAGGGUAUAUUUUCAGAUGGAAUGAUCGCUGCUAUUAAGGUUUUCAAUAUAGAUUUGGAAGGUGCAAAUAGGAUUUUUGAUACAGAGUGCCAAAUACUAGGCAAAAUUCGUCAUAGAAAUCUUAUCAAGGUAAUUACCAGCUGCUCUAAUCUUGAUCUUAAAGCCUUGGUGUUGGAAUAUAUGCCGAAUGGAAACCUUACCAAAUGGCUGUCCUCGAGCAACUAUUUCUUGAAUAUAGCUCAAAGGUUAGAAAUAAUGAUAGAUGUGGCAUGUGCACUGGAGUAUCUACAUCAUGGGUAUCCCUCUCCAAUUGUCCAUUGUGAUUUGAAACCCAACAACAUACUUUUAGGUGAAGAUAUGGUUGCCCAUGUUGCAGACUUUAGCAUUGCCAAGCUUUUCUCUGAAGACCAGAGAAUUUCGAUGAGCAAGACAUUGGGCACCAUUGGAUAUAUGGCUCCAGAGUAUGGAUUGGCAGGAGUAAUAUCGUCUAUGGCAGAUGUUUAUAGCUAUGGGAUUGUAUUGAUGGAAACAUUUACCAAGAAGAAGCCAACAGAUGAUUUGUUUGUUGGAGAGUUCACCAUGAGGAGAUGGGUGUUUGAAUCAUUUCCAGAUACAAUAAUGGAUAUAGUGGAUGUGGAUCUAGUAAAUGCAAUUGACAAUAUUCGAGCCAAAGAGAGCUGCUUCAGAUCGAUCAUGGGACUAGCACUAGAAUGCACAGCUAAUUUGUCCGAAGAGAGGCUGAAUAUGAAAGAUGUUCUAACAAGGCUCAAGAAGAUUAAAAUAGAAUCUUGUUAAAGAAUAUCUGAGGUGGAAUAAGAUGAAAGAGGUAUGUUUCUUUGUCACAAUUGAUUUUUCCAUCUAAAGAUAACACAAUAAGAUGAUUAUUUUAAGCUUAUUACAUGUUCCUAUUGCAAAAAACAUGGAAAUAAUCUAAAGAUUUUUAAGCUCUGUUUCGCUUCCGUUGUUGUGUUGUUGCCUAAAAACUGUACAUAAAGUAAUUUGUCUGAUAAAUAAAUAAUUUUAUGGGAGUUAUUGUAAAAUAAGUUAAACGACAUUUAUGUAUUUGCUUAAUUUGCUAUGAGAUGUCGUAGCGAAUGAAAUCUCAAUAUUUUCAUUAGGUAAGGAUCGAUAUCAUUAGCUUAAGAUCAUAUCCCCUUCAUUUUCCCUUGAAGUGGUAAUUUAAUACCAAGAUUCAGCAGAAUAUUUU